CAUAAUGCCAGGAUUAUUUUUUUCCCACAACAACAUGACUGACUUGAACACAAAAGACGACUGCAAGCUUGCAGAAGGCAAAAUUCAUAAGAAAAAGCAAAAGGCUUUUGGUACAGAUCUCAAGAACUAUUUGAAGUGCAUGGUACCACAUCUGGAAUCUGGGAUCAAGUCUUCUAACCACAGAAAUGUUAUGUUUUCUGCAGAAGAAGUAAUGCAGUGGUCUCAGUCUUUGGAAAAGCUCUUGGCCAGCCAAAGUGGCCAAGGUAUCUUUCGGGAGUUCCUGCGGUCCGAGUUCAGCGAGGAGAACAUUGAGUUCUGGCUGGCCUGUGAGGAUUACAAGAAAACCAAGUCCGAUCGCUUACAUGGCAAAGCGGAGAGGAUUUAUGACGAGUUUGUUCGGGCAGAUGCUAUUAAACAGAUCAACAUCGACUAUCAUACAAGGGAAGCAACAGCCAAAAGGGCGCAAGACCCAACUCACACAAGUUUUGAUGAAGCCCAAAGAACAGUCUUCAUCCUCAUGGAAAGGGAUUCAUACCCUAGAUUUCUGAAAUCCAAAGCCUACUCGAAUAUUUUAAACCAGCUGCAGAUCAACAACUCGAAAUGA
This is a messenger RNA of Tinamus guttatus (white-throated tinamou), 604 nucleotides long. It is a transcript of the gene RGS1, whose product is annotated as regulator of G protein signaling 1. Lineage: Eukaryota; Metazoa; Chordata; Aves; Tinamiformes; Tinamidae. The record is from RefSeq and is a predicted model, not a curated record.